Messenger RNA from Centrocercus urophasianus (Greater sage-grouse), 1839 nucleotides. RefSeq names its product inhibitory synaptic factor family member 2B (gene INSYN2B). The transcript has 3 exons. Bases 178 to 1839 code for a protein of 553 amino acids. Gene Ontology annotation, biological process: inhibitory postsynaptic potential. Lineage: Eukaryota; Metazoa; Chordata; Aves; Galliformes; Phasianidae. The record is from RefSeq and is a predicted model, not a curated record. Gene Ontology annotation, cellular component: postsynaptic density.
GCAUUUUCCAGCUGCAAUAAAUCUUCCUUUACAUUUUAUAUAUAAUAUCUUUACCUUAGUGUUCAAUCUAAUGAGAAACUAAAUUUGAAAAAGAACAAGAAGAAUGAAAUGCUUAUCUUGUUCAUUAGCAAGGUGUUCAUUUGAAUCUAAGGUAUACAAUCAUAUGACAGAGUUCAAAUGACAAAUGUAAUGUGCUUCUUUGCGACCCAUUACUUGCAGACUUUAAAUUGUGAUUCAAUGGCCCAGCAAAACAUGAAAGUGCGCCCGGUGCUACUGAAGAGAAACAGUCUGGAUUCAUUUGAUUUUAUGAGGCAGCCACAUCACCGCAGAAGCAAAUCUCAGCAAGUUCGUUUCAAGGAUGAUGGUUGCAACACAAAGACAGUGGAUGUCACUGAUCUGGAUAAUAAUCCUGCCCAAGACAUUGCAUUAAUGAUUGAAAAUACAGAAAUAUCUCAACAACACAAAUUUUUGUUACAACCUCCAUCUUUUCCAAAGGCUCAGAAGGGGCUUCAGAAUAUUGCCAUACAAACAUCUCCUAGCCUCAGGAAACACUUCCCUGUUUUUAGAAGAAAAAAGCUGCUGGUAAGCAAAUCACUAACAGAAAUGCCAAGUGAGACUAAAGACUGCACGCCAGUAAAUGACAAUCUUUCUGAACAAGACAUUAUGUCUUCAGACUUCUGUUACUUAAGAAUAAGUAGCCAUUUGGAAGAUGGAUUCAGGAAUAGUAAAGCGGAUGGUCAGUCAAGUCAAAGACUGCCAGAAGCACAAAAAAAUGGACAUAUCCAAAUCCAUGAUUCCUCAAUAACAGAAAAGACAACUGCUUCUACACAGGUGCCUGAAUACAUUCAUGUGAAUUUUCCACAAAACAGUGAUACUUCCAUGGAUGCAUCAGACACGACCAUGAAUUUAAAUAAUUUACUGCAUUCUUCUAAUUCUUCUACUAUCAUAAAUAGUAAUGAAAACAAUGAAACCAGCAUGCUGUCAUCUAUUCCUGAAAAAAUAUACCCUUGCCUACGUGAUUCCACUAACGGCAAUGAUUGUAAUCCUCAUUCUGACUCUUGUGAAACAGCUAACAGUGAUCCUGAGUUGCUUGUAGUCAGCAAAGACACAAGCAGUAAAGAAACUACUCCAUUAUCACCUCCAUCGAAUCAAAGUUCAUCUCCUUGUUUCCUCAGAAGCUAUCUACAGACAGUAGAGAAUAAAACAGAUUCCAGCUGUGUGACAGUAACAAAUGAUGAUCACACAGUAAUGUCAUCGACCAGCAGUAAUGCAUCAAAAUCUGUUUCUUCAGUUAGUACUGAAACUGAGAAAAAUUCUACUCUGUCUGAUGUUUCCCAAUGUAAUGGCUCUUUAGAAGGAUUUCACACGAAGUCUUAUCUGCCAAGGAAUGAAAUAAAACCACACAUCAACAAAGAGAUUAGUGAAAUAAAUCAAAUUCAUUUGACACAUGGUGAACUAUGUGCUCUACAAGGCAAGCUGCAGUCUGUAGAGGAAUCCUUGCUGUCAAACCAGGAGAAGAUUAAAGUCCUUUUGAAUGUAAUCCAAGACCUUGAAAAAUCCAGAGCCCUCAGUGAAGGGCGCAACUUCUACCACACCGGUCAAGACCUCAACAACUGCAGCACGUGUCAGAACACCGCAUGUAUAAUUUACAGCGUAGAAUAUGACUUCAGACAACAAGAAGGAAGAUUUCAACAGAUUUUGAAAAGGCUGGAUCAUGCAGAGCAAAAUCCAGCUUCAGGUUCGCCUCAGAAGCCAUCAUUUGAUCAUUCACUUCACGAGAAAAAGGAGUUGAGAAAGAAAACAAAAAAGGUGAAAAAAAAAUGCUUCUGGUGGAUUUGA